Tachysurus fulvidraco (yellow catfish) is the source of this 1226-nucleotide messenger RNA. It is a transcript of the gene mmadhca, whose product is annotated as metabolism of cobalamin associated Da. The transcript is spliced from 8 exons. Bases 140 to 1006 code for a protein of 288 amino acids. The record is from RefSeq and is a predicted model, not a curated record. NCBI's taxonomy places the organism in Eukaryota, Metazoa, Chordata, Actinopteri, Siluriformes, Bagridae. Gene Ontology annotation, cellular component: mitochondrion. Gene Ontology annotation, biological process: cobalamin metabolic process.
UUUCAUCAUUUCUAACAUCCAGCAGGUGUCGCUGUUAAACAAACUCUUAUUUUGUAAAAUGUUAUUGUAUCCGUUUCCGGUUACGUGAUAAGCUACAGCUUGAGGAAAAACAAGGUCAGAGCAGCAGGUCACAGCCUCCAUGAUGACCAGUGUGCUGUGCAAGCGAGUCAGCCGGUGGAUCAGAUCGACUCGGAGUGUGAGGUCACUGAGGUUAUUUUCCACCGCCGGGUCUUCAGGUUCAGAUGAGCCGUUUGUAGCAGUUUCACCUCACACUCCAGUGGGACCCAGAACAGUGUGGCCCGAUGAAACCAUGGGUCCUUUUGGCCCUCAGGAUAAACGCUUCCAGUUGCCAGGUAACGUGGGUUUUGACUGUCACCUGAGGGGGACAGAUGAGGAACGAGCAACAUCGACCCAGCGCUCGACACCUGACGUCCUCACGGCGCCGUCCAACAGCGAGAGGCACGAGUUUAUACUGGCACAGUUCAUCACUGAGUACCAGACUAAAGAUGCGUCAGUAUGGAAACAGAGAGUCGCUAAAGCAGAGGAAUAUUUUACUCACUGUGAUGUGGAGUGUUCUGUACACACCUGUCCUGAACUGCUGAAACAAGAGUUAGAAUCAUUUUUUCCGGCUCUUCCUGUCACUGGCAUCACUGUGUUGACGAUAAAGCAGAAAACCAUCCGGACAGAGGAACUGAACACACAACAGCUGCUAGAUAUCUUUAUUAACGGUGCUAAACAGAUCUGUUUCCUGUUGUGGAGAGGAGGAUACUGGGCCGACUUCAUCGACCCCUGGUCAGGGAGAGCCUAUUUCGGCGCAGAGUCACACGAUCCGGUUCUCCAGACAGAUCAGCGUCGUCACUCCGGGUUCCACAUCGAGGACCUGGCGUCCUGCAGACUCACCGUUCACCUUCUGAGCGACUCGCACACCUUCGCCGGGACGCUUAUCACCAGCGCGCCGUCCGACAGCCUGCUCAUGCGGCGGCUCACAGGACACACACCGACCUGAGACACACACACACACCUUCACUACGUGACAGACGCUGAUGCCUUAUUACUUGAGAUUGACGAGUGGUUUGAUUUUUAGAUAUUAUUUAUUGACUGAUGUUUAUGACACACAGCCGCUCAGAUUAAGUUUCAAGUUUCAAGUUUAUUUGUAUAGCGCUUUUUACAAUAGACAUUGUCUCAAAGCAGCUUUACAGAACAUAAACAUAGAGCAGAAGGUAAAC